UGCUAUUACUACUACUAUACUAUGCCAAAAACUACCACACCUGCCACCACUACUACAGCUACAUGGAAACCUAUAACAACUACUACAACUUUAACAGCAGUCAGGACAACACCCGCUCUUUCCACUACAACUUCAGUUCCUGAAGUAACAACCACAGUUGCUCCUGUGACCAAUCAUACCACUGCUGCUGGUUCAUUGACACCACUUCCUCCUCUUGAGACCACAGUCACAACUACAACCACAAAAAACUCAACAACAAAUGUAGCUCAUACAACAGCUGGUGAGAAUAUUACACCUACAACACAAGUUAUUACAACCACCUCUACAAAAACCACAUCUGCUACAACCACAACACCUCCCACGACGACAAUCGCUUCUACAACUACGCCCACGAGUGGUCAUUGCAAAGAGGAGGUUGUCGGCAAUGAUGUCUUUCACUGGAUCUCUCCAAACUUCGGCAAAGGGAAUUACCCUCCCAACACGUUCUGCUCACUCUCCCGAUCAUCCUCUGAACCUUCUUGGACUCGCAUCACUUUCAACAGCUUCCUUCUGGAGUCAUUCUGGCGACUGCGACGGAGACUCUGCUUCGAUUACGUUUCUUUCAAAUCCAUUGCUUACUUCGGUGAAGAAAAGUUCUGCGGUUCUAAAAGCGGAGAAGUUCGGCUUCCAUCUUAUAAUUUCAGAGCCGAGUUCGUCACCGACUCGUUCCUCAGUUUUCCGGGAUUCAACAUCACCAUCACUCGAGAAACGUCCGACUGCCACAAGCUGGUCACGACGGGAGGCCUCGGAGGCCCGAGUUCGGACAUGAUCAUGACGCCCCCUCAGCCUAACGGUGCCUGGGAGACAAAGGCCUGCGAAUGGUGGAUCAAGGCACCGGCUGGAAAGAAGGUCGAACUGGAGCUCGUCCAAACCAAACUCGACCAGAACUGCGAUGAGAACGAGAUCCUCAUCAACGAGGACGGUGACGUCACUUACCCGGCUUCCAGCACCAUCAGGUACUGCCAAUGGACCCAAACGAGGAAGCCGCCGCCGUCUCUGCUCUUCAACAAGAACAAGUUCCUCUCCACAGGGACCACAAUGAGCGUCCUCUUCUUCUCCAGACAACCAAAGUCGGGCUUCCGGGCGAAGUGGACCGUCGUCAGGAGCACCGGAUCUUCUUCAGAUCCUGAUGAUUCAAGUGAAUCAAAUAGCUCUAGUAAGUCCAAAGGGCCCGGUAAGCCUGAGAAACCCGACAAGCCUUUAAAGCCCGGAAAGCCCGGAAAGAACAGCAAGUCUCGUGAGACCCGCGAGGAAAGUUAACUGACUGCUGAGAUGGAAGUCCGGAGGUCCUGAGGAUCCUUCCACAAGGGCAGUUCCUCGUGCACCUGAUUCUCUCAGCAGAGGCUUUUUUCGUUCUUCUGGAAGCCGUCAUCUCUUAUUCUAGCAUUCGAACGUCUGCUAACAAUCGUUUGUUUCAAAAUGGAAAAAAUCUUUGAUGCACCCGCACAUCUAACAUGAUAAUGUCCUUACAGUUAAAUCAUUUGUUUCAAAUAUACUUUAUUAUUACAAUCCUGUUUUGUA
Macrobrachium nipponense is the source of this 1560-nucleotide messenger RNA. Its product is annotated as cubilin-like. The coding region runs from base 22 to 1299 and encodes 425 amino acids. The transcript has 5 exons. The record is from RefSeq and is a predicted model, not a curated record. NCBI's taxonomy places the organism in Eukaryota, Metazoa, Arthropoda, Malacostraca, Decapoda, Palaemonidae.